CAGACUCUGCUCUAUAAAAAUGUCAUUCCCUUCAGACUGUACUCACUGCAACAGCAGCUUGCAGUGAGAAGAAAUCUGAGUCAGCAUCUGUUAGACGUCCUUCUUCACCACAGCAGGUAAAGUACAAGGAAAUAACCUCAGGGAUAAACAGGCUGUGUAGGAAACAACAAUGAAGAUGUCCAACCGGUGGUGGAUCACUGUGACUCUGGUCUUCUCUCUGCCUGCUCUGAGAUCAGCUGCUCCGGAUCAGAACAGACUCCCAGGACUGAUACAAGAAAUAAGGAGAAUGAAGAAUGGGUUCAACAUAAACACUAUGUACAGUGUGGCUCUGAGCCUUCCAGUGAACCACUGGUAUGAUCUCAGCGGUGUGACGAAGCCUACAGCACAAGAAGGACAAGGGAUUAAAAAUGGUGAAGUUUUUCGCAACAGCAGACUUUCUAUGGCCACAGUACUGACAACAACUCGACCACCUACACAUGCAGAGUGGCGUGUCCUGAACAACUUACAUCUCCAGAGCAACGACGGUGAUUUGUUUGUCAUCUUCGCUCACGCCUCUCCAUGUGACGCAAACUGUGCAAACCCAGGGAGUCCUAGAAAUAUCAUUGAUUUGAUUAAUAAUGUCAUUAAUAGGGGGGCGUGGAGGGAUAAAGCAUUUGUGUUUGAAAACAUAUUUACACCUAGAGGCCAGCAAAUUGCUGACAAAAACAAAUUAAAACAGGCUCUUAGAGACCUCGGGACAUCAUCUAUUGGUCUUGCAAACAUAUUUCGCUGUUUCCAGUCAAAACGAACACGGCGUUUCCGUUGCACCAGCUGUGCGACUGGUGGUGAUGUUACAGAUGACUGUGUUAAUUACAAUGCAUAAACUCAUCAUCAUCUAAUUCGCUUAACUCUGCUCUCUGCUGAUUUAAACCUGACUAAUGAAGAAUGACUCAGAAACUAAAUGUACCUUCUUUUGUUAAUUAAUACAAACCAGAAAACUCAUCCUUCUGAACUUUAUAGCUAAUGUAUUGAUGUUUAGGAUAAGGCUAAAGUUAAGGCUAAAGAGACUCGUUUCUCUGAGGUGUUUUAUCCCAGUUAACUGAAUGACAUGUGGCUCCAGUUUGAAUGUGGAUGAGUUCAGAUAUUUGUUGAUCAUUUGCUCCUAAGCUUCUUUGCUUCACCGUCAAUAAAUAAAGCUAUUUUUAAAAGUU
This is a messenger RNA of Lates calcarifer (barramundi perch), 1190 nucleotides long. RefSeq lists its product as uncharacterized. The record is from RefSeq and is a predicted model, not a curated record. Bases 170 to 862 code for a protein of 230 amino acids. Lineage: Eukaryota; Metazoa; Chordata; Actinopteri; Centropomidae. The transcript has 4 exons.